AUGGACAAACUGCUAACCAAUAUUGCAAACAGCAAGAAGCUGGGUGUUCUUGUGACUCCUUCUCAGGGGGCUUGGUUUUCUAAACGCAGCUUCAGGUUUCAAUUAUGUGUUGAAAUACUAUCUGGCUUCCAAAACAACCUGCAAAUUAAUUACUUCUCUUUGUUACAGACAAACCUCCCAAUCUUCAAAUUGAAGGAGUCGUGUGUGAGGAGACGAUACAGCGACUUUGAAUGGCUGAAGAAUGAGCUGGAACGAGACAGUAAGAUUGUAGUGCCACCGCUGCCUGGAAAAGCUUUGAAACGACAGCUUCCCUUCCGAGGAGACGAAGGCAUCUUUGAGGAGUCCUUCAUUGAGGAGCGGAGACAGGGACUAGAACAGUUUAUUAACAAAAUUGCUGGACACCCACUGGCACAGAACGAGCGCUGCUUACAUAUGUUCCUGCAAGAGGAGACUAUUGAUAGGAAUUACGUCCCAGGGAAAGUGCGCCAGUAGGAGCACCUGGCACUGUCUUCCUCCAUUCCACCCUCCCUCCUGCAAAAAUGACAUUUAUUUUUACACUAAAUCUGUCUUCUCUGAACCAGCU
Molecule: messenger RNA, 583 nt
Organism: Aptenodytes forsteri (emperor penguin)
Lineage: Eukaryota; Metazoa; Chordata; Aves; Sphenisciformes; Spheniscidae
Gene: SNX12
Product: sorting nexin 12
Biological process (GO): late endosome to Golgi transport; endocytic recycling
Cellular component (GO): early endosome membrane; retromer complex
Molecular function (GO): phosphatidylinositol-3-phosphate binding
Source: RefSeq, a predicted model, not a curated record